Messenger RNA from Austrofundulus limnaeus, 2966 nucleotides. RefSeq names its product copine Vb (gene cpne5b). Gene Ontology annotation, cellular component: plasma membrane. The coding region runs from base 399 to 1751 and encodes 450 amino acids. NCBI's taxonomy places the organism in Eukaryota, Metazoa, Chordata, Actinopteri, Cyprinodontiformes, Rivulidae. Gene Ontology annotation, molecular function: calcium-dependent phospholipid binding. The record is from RefSeq and is a predicted model, not a curated record. Gene Ontology annotation, biological process: cellular response to calcium ion. The transcript has 19 exons.
CUCUCAGGAGGGGUCUCCGGGGACGCGACGCGCUCCUCCGGGUCCAGCAGGAGACUGUGCGCCUCGCGGAUCACGCCCGAGCCAGCGGCGCGCGCUCUGCCCGUAGACAUGAUGGAGGGAGGGGACGUGAUGGACAAACUGGAGGACAUGUCUUCCGUGUACGACUUCGACCCGAUCACCGGGAACAUCCCCGCCACCAAAGUGGAGAUCACCGUCUCCUGCAGUUUGGCAGGACAGAGGUGAUAGACAACACUCUGAACCCCGACUUUGUUAGAAAGUACAUCUUGGACUACUUUUUUGAGGAGAAGCAGAACCUACGCUUUGACUUGUACGAUGUGGACUCUAAAAGCCCGGACCUGUCCAAACAUCCCGCAGAACUCAAUGACUUUUUGGGUCAGAUGUUCUGUACUCUCGGAGAGAUUGUUGGAUCACCAGCCAGUCGACUGGAAAAACCACUGGGUGGGAUUCCUGGGAAGAAAUGUGGCACGAUCAUCCUGUCUGCAGAGGAGCUAAGCAACUGUCGAGACAGUGCCACUAUGCAGUUCUGUGCCAACAAGCUGGACAAAAAGGACUUUUUUGGCAAAUCUGACCCUUUCAUGGUUUUCUACAGAAGCAAUGAGGAUGGGACGUUUACUAUCUGCCAUAAAACAGAGGUGGUGAAGAAUACAUUAAAUCCAGUGUGGCAGCCUUUCACCAUCCCAGUGAGAGCGCUCUGUAAUGGAGACUAUGACAGAACAAUCAAGGUGGAGGUGUAUGACUGGGAUCGGGAUGGUAGCCACGACUUCAUUGGGGAUUUCACGACCAGCUACCGAGAGCUAGCUCGAGGGCAGAGUCAGUUCAAUGUGUACGAGGUGAUUAAUACAAAAAAGAAAAUGAAGAAAAAGAAAUAUGUCAACUCAGGAAUGGUGACCCUGCUCUCAUUCUCUGUUGAGUCAGAAUUCACCUUCUUAGAUUACAUCAAAGGAGGUACGCAGAUCAAUUUCACCGUGGCCAUCGAUUUCACAGCAUCUAAUGGAAAUCCCUCCCAGUCCACUUCGCUGCACUACAUGAACCCAUACCAACUGAACGCCUAUGCCAUGGCCCUGAAGGCUGUGGGUGAGAUCAUUCAGGACUACGACAGCGACAAGAUGUUUCCAGCUUUAGGCUUUGGAGCCAAACUGCCUCCUGAUGGCCGGGUGUCCCACGAGUUCCCACUGAAYGGAAACAUGGAAAAUCCUUACUGCAAUGGAAUUGAAGGCAUCUUAGAGGCGUACCAUCAAAGUCUGAAGACUGUUCAGUUAUACGGGCCGACCAAUUUUGCUCCCAUAGUGAACCAUGUUGCAAGAUAUGCAGCGGCAGUGCAGGACGGCUCGCAGUACUUCGUCCUCCUCAUCAUCACAGAUGGCGUCAUUUCAGACAUGGCCCAGACCAAAGAAGCCAUUGUAAAUGCUGCCAAGCUUCCUAUGUCCAUCAUCAUCGUUGGAGUGGGUCAGGCUGAGUUUGAUGCUAUGGUGGAACUGGAUGGUGAUGACAUCAGGAUCUCAUCCCGAGGGAAACUGGCAGAGAGAGAUAUUGUUCAGUUUGUUCCUUUCAGAGAUUACAUGGACCGAACAGGGAACCAUGUGUUGAGCAUGGCGCGGCUCGCCAAAGACGUGCUAGCAGAAAUCCCCGACCAGUUUAUCUCCUACAUGAAGAGCCGAGGGAUCAAACCCAACCCKGCGCCGCCUCCCUACACACCGCCUGGACACACACACCACCACACACAGAUCUGAGGCCCUCCUCUUUGCUUCUGAGGACUGAUAGCAUGCAGCAGCCACUCAGAGUCCCUGGGGAGCUCUCUACCUCCUGUUUUUUUUUUUUGUUUUUGUUUUUUGGUGUAAAUAUGAGACAAAGCACCAGGAAGUGGAUGAAGAAUUUAGUGCUGUUCUUUCCCAGUGACUACAGGAGCAGCACUUUUUUUGUUUUGUGUUUCUCCUGUAAUACAUUUCUUUUGUCGCCUCUUUUAAGAGGCCAAACCUUUCAGGACUUGUUGUUAAAAGCCUUUCAGGCAAUGACUGUUUGACAGCAGGUUGGUUAAAAAAGCUCAUGUUGUGGUUAAAACUUGUGCCUGUCUGUGUUGUUUKAUUUUUUUAUUUUUCCCAAGUGUUUACAGACAUACAAACUUGACCCAAGCCUUGCUCGUCAGUCAUUGGUGUGGCCUAAAACUGGUAUUUUUAGGUACCUUUUUCUUCUUGAAUAUGUUUUUAUUAGGUGAUGAUUUCCACAUCUGAUAUGAUGCUUUCCAGCAAACACCACCUCCUGUUUGCUUUAUUAAGCCAAUGUUUAUAAGAGCAUGUUAUAUGAGAAUUUAAUUCCCUCCUAGUGUUAAUUCACAAUUCUUUUUCAGAAUAGCAUGAGAUUUAUUUUGAACACCAUAAAAACUUAAUUCAUUUUGAAGUAUUCUUAGAAACUGCACACUAAUUAUUGAUUGUACCAGGUUAAUCAGAACCCAUUUUUCUGAGUGCUGCUAUUCAUUAGGUUUAAAGAAAUUACAACGUGUACUCACAUUAUUCAAAAGGKUUUUUUUUUGCACUUUUAAAUGUAAAACAUUAAUGGAUAUUAUUGCAGUUAAGGCUUUUCUUCAUUGCUGAUUUGUUUCAUUGACAGAGGAAGUUAGUGGCAUCUACCUAUUUACUUUUUUAAUUUUUACUUCUAAUUAUUCUGAACCUUUAAAGCCUCUAACCUCCCAACUAAUGAUGCAGCCAGGGGGUAAGACCAUUAUCAGCAGUUUGUACUAAACUUUAUUAAAAUUACAAUUUAGUCAUAUAACAUUUUAUGAACUCAGUAGUGAGAUAACGUAAUAAAAGUCUAUUUUGUAGAACAGAGUUUUAAUCUAAUAAAUAGUUCAUAUUAUUUGUGAAUGAUCUUACCUGCCCUCUUUUUUUGAUUAUUUUCUUUUUUCUUUAUUCAAUAAUACUUGUGUGUUGAUAAAGAUUUUUUUUUAUUCA